AUGAUGAUAAUUAUAACAAUAGUAAAUAUCGAGGAAUUUUUGGCGGUAUCGCAGUCGUCCUCAGACGCGGAAGAUAAUUAUUCACAAAAUCUUCUUGGUGUCGCGUACAAAACUUCGGUUAAUGAAUCAAAAGAAGUGCGAGAUCGUGAUGGAAAAUAUGUCUGUACAAAAUGUGGCAAAUCUUAUAUCGCUGCGACAUCUCUGAGUCGGCACAAACGUCUCGAGUGUGGCGUCGAUCCAUCUGAGAAAUGUCACAUUUGUAACAGACGAUUCAGACACAAAUUUGUUCUUACUGCUCAUAGACAAAAUUCAUUUAGAAUUGAUGCGGUCUGGAGCAUGAACCAUCAAAUAUUCAUAUCAUCGGAACGAGGAAUAGAGCAAAUCAAUCAAACGACCGCGGGAAAUCAAUCAGCUUCAAUGAUACCGGUUCAUAGUUACGAAACACGUAACGUUAAGAAACGAACCGUCAGUGGUUCAAACCCGCUAACGUCCGUUAUGCCCCAUGUUUGCGAAAAAUGUAACAAAGGAUUUCGGCACCGCAGUCACAUGCGACGUCAUCAACUUCUGUGCGGAAAUGCACUGAGACCUUACUCUUUUUACAAUUUGGACCCAUUUGCUGUAAGUUAUGCGACGACAUCCCAAUGGUUUGAACCUCCAAUGGUGAAUGAAAAAAAUUUGACGUGUCAUUUGUGCCAAAAAAACUUUCUGUCACAGAAAACUCUGCUGAAACAUAUUAACUCGAUGUGCGGUACCAAUAACACCCAAACAUAUGAAUGUGAAAAAUGCGGUAAACUAUUUGGCAGGCGCGAUAAUAUGAAACGUCAUUAUGAUUUGUGUGGAACUUCAAUGUUCACUGAUUGGAGUAUAAAGAAAGAGCAUGUGGAAGAUGAUACUGAGUAUUCGAGCGAGCUGGGAAAUCAGUCAAUAAGUUUGGAGAAAAAGCGACGUGGGCGAAAGUGCAAAUUGAGCUUAAAUUUUAUUUGCAAUGCAUGUGGUAACAAAUACGCGCGAUUAAGUUGCUUGAGACGGCAUCACAAAGAGUGCUUUCAAGAACCGACACUUCAGUAUACUAAAAUAUACAGAAGACAAAGAAUUAACGAGAUGAACUACUUUCUGUACCCGGAGUUGAAUUACCAGAGCAACGACAUCGAGAUGCUGCAAGCCAAUGACGCGAUAAGUAUUCUGAGGAGAGACCAGAAGCUAAGACUGCACUUUUGCAGCGGGUGCGGAAGAUCUUACACGAGAGUGGACAGUUUGAAAAGGCACCAGCUCAAGUGCAGCGAGUACUUGACCAGUUCGUUGCAGGACAACUUGCCCGGGCGCAACGACGACCGGGAAUAUUUUUGCGAGAACUGCGGGAAGAGUUACAGAAGACGGGACACGUUGCAGAGACACCAGAGGCUCGUUUGCUAUCGCGACAGAGUUUUCGGUGAUAGAAAAAGAUGA
This is a messenger RNA of Microplitis demolitor, 1446 nucleotides long. RefSeq names its product zinc finger protein 93. Gene Ontology annotation, cellular component: nucleus. Gene Ontology annotation, molecular function: DNA-binding transcription factor activity, RNA polymerase II-specific; RNA polymerase II transcription regulatory region sequence-specific DNA binding. The record is from RefSeq and is a predicted model, not a curated record. The transcript has 6 exons. The coding region runs from base 1 to 1446 and encodes 481 amino acids. NCBI's taxonomy places the organism in Eukaryota, Metazoa, Arthropoda, Insecta, Hymenoptera, Braconidae. Gene Ontology annotation, biological process: regulation of transcription by RNA polymerase II.